Molecule: messenger RNA, 621 nt
Organism: Penicillium paradoxum
Lineage: Eukaryota; Fungi; Ascomycota; Eurotiomycetes; Eurotiales; Aspergillaceae
Product: ATG16 family protein
Exons: 3
Coding region: 1-621 (206 amino acids)
Source: RefSeq, a predicted model, not a curated record
AUGGCCCACUGGAGGGAGGAGUACUUGGCUGCCCUGACAGUCCGAGAUCAACGAGAGAAGGCAAAUGCUACUCUUUACGAUGCUUAUGCCCAGCUUGCAGAUCGCACCGGUAAGCUAGCAACCGCAGCAAACAGCACUAGCUUGGCACCAGCACAGAGUGAAGCUCAACCCACUAUACCAUCUCCGCUGGUGGCCUCAUCCAGAAAGCAACGAUCAACCGACACAGGUCCUGUCCCGAUCGAUCUUCUCAAUGCUGCUCGUGCAGACUUGUCCGAGGCACAGCGAUCCCGAUCAGAGCUACAAGAUCAACUGAAUCGAGUGAAUGUAGAGGUCGAAAAGCUUCGCAAGAAAAGUACACAAGAGUCUCGACGGAUUAACACUUUGGAAAGCGAGAGGGCACAGCUUAAGUUGCGAUUGAAUGACAGAGAUGCUGAGCUCAAAGGGAAGGCCAAGCUAUUAGGGGACUUCCAAGAUGAGAUGGCGACACUAAACCUCCAACUCAACAUGGCCGAAGAACGGUCAAGUCGGCUUCAGAAAGAGAACCAAGAUUUGGUUGAUCGUUGGAUGGCUAGGAUGGGCCAGGAAGCCGAGGCGAUGAAUGAGGCGUCCAAAUUCUCCUGA